AACGUGCUUUGUUUACGUUUUAACUGUCAGCUGUCAUUGGUAUAAUGAUAAUGCAAAUAAUUAUUCGUUCGUGGAAGUGACAAGCAAAAAUAUUAACAAAUAUCGAAAAAAGCCGAAAAAAUGGUUUUGGAGAGUACUAUGAUCUGUUUUGAUAACAGUGAUUACCAACGUAAUGGUGAUUACUUUCCCACACGCCUUAAUGUCCAAAAAGAUGGCAUAAACCUUGUCUGCCUCACAAAAGUACGUUCCAAUCCUGAAAACAAUGUUGGCCUUAUGACCAUCUCCAAUACCGUGGAAGUAUUAGCCACACUAACCAGUGAUGUUGGACGUAUUUUCUCCAAAAUGCAUUUGGUUCAGCCAAAGGGUGAAAUUAAUUUAUUGACCGGCAUACGUAUUGCUCAUCUGGUAUUAAAACAUCGCCAGGGAAAGAAUCACAAAAUGCGCAUUGUUGUUUUUGUUGGAUCACCCAUUAAAAGUGAAGAGGGCGACUUGGUAAAGUUGGCCAAGCGUUUGAAAAAAGAAAAGGUCAAUGUAGAUAUUGUCAGUUUUGGUGAUCAUGAAAGCAACAAUGAAAUUUUGCAAGCAUUUAUAAAUACCCUAAAUGGUAAAGAUGGCACCAGUUCCCAUUUGGUCUGUGUUCCACGUGGUUCAGGCUUGUCGGAUGCCUUGCUUUCGUCGCCCAUUAUCCAGGGUGAAGAUGGCAUGGGUGGUGCUGGUUUAGGUGGAGCUGGUUUUGAAUUUGGCGUAGACCCCAAUGAAGAUCCCGAAUUGGCAUUGGCUUUGCGUGUCUCAAUGGAAGAACAACGACAGCGUCAAGAGGAGGAGCAACGUCGGGCAGCUGGUGCCAGUACUGAAGAAUCGGCUGGUGAGAAGUCGACAUCUGGCACUGCAACGGCUGCUACUACAGCUGCUCUUGAUGAGCCCAAUUCAGAAGAAGCUAUGUUGCAGCGUGCGUUGGCUAUGUCCACUGAACAGAGUGAUGAUAAUUUACCAGAUUUUGCCAAUAUGACCGAGGAAGAACAGAUUGCUUUUGCAAUGCAAAUGUCUAUGCAGGAUGCAGCUGAUGACACCGUUACCCAACAGGCCAAACGCCCCAAAACCGAAGAAAACGCACCCAUGGAAGUUGAUGAAGAUUAUUCAGAAGUUAUUGGUGAUCCAGCUUUCCUACAAAGUGUUUUAGAGAAUCUACCCGGUGUAGAUCCCCAAUCGGAAGCUGUACGUGAUGCUGUCGGCUCUUUAAGCAAGGACAAAGAUAAGGAUAAGAAGAACGAUGGCAACUCAGACAAACAGUAAAUUAAGUAAUGCCAAGGGAAAUUAGCACCUUUGCAUAUAAUGAAUCAUUUAUUAUUAAUCAAUUGAAAAUUCAUUUACUAAAUAUUUUAUAUGAAAAAAAGCCAAGUUGUGGUCAUGAAAUUCACGAGAGUUAUUUUGCAAAAGAAUUUGCCACGGAAUACUAAAUAAAAAUAUGCUUUAAAAUAA
Musca domestica (house fly) is the source of this 1479-nucleotide messenger RNA. It is a transcript of the gene Rpn10, whose product is annotated as 26S proteasome non-ATPase regulatory subunit 4. The record is from RefSeq and is a predicted model, not a curated record. The transcript has 6 exons. Gene Ontology annotation, molecular function: polyubiquitin modification-dependent protein binding. NCBI's taxonomy places the organism in Eukaryota, Metazoa, Arthropoda, Insecta, Diptera, Muscidae. Gene Ontology annotation, biological process: proteasome-mediated ubiquitin-dependent protein catabolic process. Gene Ontology annotation, cellular component: cytosol; nucleus; proteasome regulatory particle, base subcomplex. The coding region runs from base 121 to 1293 and encodes 390 amino acids.